This is a messenger RNA of Cuscuta europaea, 559 nucleotides long. NCBI's taxonomy places the organism in Eukaryota, Viridiplantae, Streptophyta, Magnoliopsida, Solanales, Convolvulaceae. The record is from the annotation of a GenBank genome assembly.
AGCUCCAACACUUCUGAUUACAUGUGACCAAGUGGUGGUCUAUAAGGGUAUGAUCAGGGAGAAACAGACCAGCAAACAAGAAGCCCGGCACUUCAUUGAAGAUUACACAAAUGGAAGGGCAGCAACUGUAAGUUCUGUUCUGGUUACAAACUUGAAAACAGGGGUUAAAAGCGGAAAGUGGGAUAAAGUAGAGAUUUAUUUCCAUGAAAUACCAGAAGAUGUCAUGGAUAAGCUGAUUGAGGAAGGGGUACUGCUUUAUGUAGCCGGUGGCCUGCUGAUUGAACAUCCCUUACUCCAGCCUUAUGUUCAUCAAGUGGCGGGAGCAAUUGAUAGUGUCAUGGGGCUUCCUAAAGCACUAACACAAAGUCUGAUGAAAGAGGUUCUGUAGAAACAUUAACAGAUACGGAGUAGUUUCCAUAAUGUUGUAUUUAAUUAAUAGUGGCAUGUUAUUAAUUAAAUCUAGAAUGCUUUCCUAAUUUGAUAUUUUCACUAAUUCCACUAGUGAUGUGAAUUGUGGAAAUUCAAUCUAAAUAGAAUUUAAAUAGUUGACUUGGCAAAA